Molecule: messenger RNA, 679 nt
Organism: Achroia grisella
Lineage: Eukaryota; Metazoa; Arthropoda; Insecta; Lepidoptera; Pyralidae
Product: stress-induced protein 1-like
Exons: 3
Coding region: 101-655 (184 amino acids)
Biological process (GO): response to heat; protein refolding
Molecular function (GO): protein folding chaperone
Source: RefSeq, a predicted model, not a curated record
AUUUCAUUAUUGACUGAUCCUUUACAAAAUUUACCGUGUUUAAUUAUCACAUUAUACAUUCCAACCAUUUGUUAUUAAAAUUAUCUAAUUUAUAAACAAAAUGUCCGACAAGGUUUUAGGAAAAAAAAUCAAUGUGCCUGUACAAAUGACGGAUUUAUCAAUAUUCGACGAUACAUUUUCCACUAUGAAAGAAAGGUUUGCAGCAGAAAUGAAACGUCUUGAUGAAGAGAUGACUAAGUUUAGUUCGGAUCUCAUGCGUGUCUAUGGACAAGCAUCCACUGUACAAACCGGACUAAUGAAUUCGCAAAAAGAUACCCCUCAAACCAGCUGGGAUACCAUCACUAAUUCGCCCCUAGUGGAAGGAGAAGGAGACGAUAGAUCCCUGAAGCUUCAAUUUGAUGUCAGCCAAUUUGAUCCUGAUGAGGUGAAAGUAAAGAUUCUGAAUGAUACCCUUGUAGUAUCAGCUACACAUGAAGAGAAGACCAACAAUUCCACUGUCUUUCGGGAGUACAUCCGACAGUUUCUAUUGCCCAAGCAGGUGAACCCGCAAGAGAUUGUUUCAUAUCUAUCCAGGGAUGGAGUACUAACCGUACAAGCUCCGUUAUCACUUCAGGCAUUGUCUGAUAAGCCUGCUGAAAGAAUAGGAACGAAAUAGAAACUUACCGAUAUGAAAGAAGGA